Anisakis simplex (herring worm) is the source of this 669-nucleotide messenger RNA. NCBI's taxonomy places the organism in Eukaryota, Metazoa, Nematoda, Chromadorea, Rhabditida, Anisakidae. The record is from the annotation of a GenBank genome assembly.
AUGGAGGAAUCGAAGAAAAUUAAAUGCGACGUUCUCGGGCUCUGUGAAACACGUCGAAAAGAAGAACUCAACGCAAGAUGGAACGAUGGGAGCGCCGUGAGAUUGGGCAAAGGAGACGGUACUCGAACAAUCGGAGGUAUUGGAUUCAUCGUAAGUAAAGAAUGGGCUUCUAAAAUAGUCUCGUGCAAUAUUCUGUCAUCAAGAAUAGGGGUUCUAAACGUUCAAGUAUCAGGAAAGGCCACCCUCAAAAUCAUCCAGGCCUACGCCCCAACAAACUCUGUUGAUGACGAUGAGGUUGAAGAAUUCUACCAGGAGCUGGAAACGGCUCUUACUAAAAAAUCCACAUACACCAUCGUCAUGGGCGAUUUCAACGCAAAGCCUAUUCAAAAAAAGACCAGCGAGAAGAUGGACAUGGAUAGCUCCGAAUGCUCAGUACCGAAACGAAAUCGACUACAUCAUGAUCGACAGAAGGCGACUACUUCAAGACGUCUCUGUCGUGGCUCCCUUCAACACCGGCAGCGACCAUCGUUUAGUUCGGGCGAAAAUCGUCAUCGACAAGAAAAGAGAGAAGAAAGCGCUGCAUAUCUCAAUGAAACACCAACGCAUCAAGGCCUUCGACGAGAUGGUAUUGCAAGACGCCAUCGAGAAAGAAAACUGGGAUCAGAUUGA